CCGGCGUGUCCCGCGCGCGCAGGCGCAGGCCGCGGCGCUGCUCCCUGGUAAACACAGCGGCGCGGCAGCGGCGGGGCCCGGGUCUCACAAAGGGGCGGCGGGCCGGGCCGGGCCCAUGCGCGGCGGCGGAGCGGUUCGCACCUGGCGGCGGUGGCGCUGAGGCGGGCGCCCAUGGCGGAGGUGGGCGGCGCCGCAGCGGCGCCGGACAUCGACCCCGAUUUCGAACCGCAGAGUCGGCCGCGCUCCUGCACCUGGCCGCUGCCGAGGCCUGAGGCGCCGGCGGAGGCGGGCGGCGCGGCGGGCGGCGCGGAUGAGGGCGCAGGCAGCGCGGCGGCGGGGCCCGGGCGGGCCGAGGGGGUGCGGGCGGGCGGCGCGGCCGCGCGGAAGGGCGGCUCCCGGCGCAACGCCUGGGGCAACCAGUCCUACGCCGAGCUCAUCAGCCAGGCCAUCGAGAGCGCCCCCGAGAAGCGGCUCACGCUGGCGCAGAUCUACGAGUGGAUGGUCCGCUCCGUUCCCUACUUCAAGGACAAGGGCGACAGCAACAGCUCCGCCGGCUGGAAGAACUCUAUUAGACAUAACCUGUCCCUGCACAGCAAGUUCAUUAAAGUCCAUAAUGAAGCCACAGGGAAGAGCUCUUGGUGGAUGCUCAAUCCUGAGGGUGGUAAAAGUGGAAAAGCACCAAGAAGAAGAGCUGCCUCCAUGGACAACAGCAGCAAACUCGCAAAAGUGAGAGGUAAAGCAUCUAAAAAGAAGCCUCCUCUCCAGUCUGCUCCAGAAUCCACUGCUGACAGUCCUGGAUCCCAGUUCCCUAAGUGGCCUGGGAGCCCGUCCUCAAGAAGCAACGAGGACUCCGAUGUGUGGAACACCUUCCGGCCUCGAACCAGUUCCAAUGCAAGCACCAUCAGUGCCAGACUUUCUCCUAUCCUGACGGAGCCGGAUGACCUUCACGAUGAAGAGCUGCUUCCUUCUCUCGUGUACUCCAGUGCAUCCAGCAAUGUUCCACCAACUGUGACCGAGGAACUCGAGCUCAUCGAUGGGUUAAAUUUGAUGUCUCCCAGCUCGUCCGUGUUAUCUACCCAGCAAUCUGCCUCAAGUGGUCAGAUCCAGAGAGAUUCCAGCUUUUCCUUUCGGAGCCCAAAUGCGGCUGGUCAGACCACUACUUUUGGCAAUUCCCUGUUUAACCCUGUUGAUAUCUCGCUGCAGAGUUCUGUCAGCCAUUUCACUGCCCCUCAGACCUUGGAAGCUCUUCUGACACCCAGCUCUCCACCUCCAAGGGAUGUUAUGAUGACUCAGGUGGAUCCAGUUCUCCCGCAGACUGGUAACAGGAUGAGCAGCCAAACUCUUCUGCUUCUAGGUGGACAAACCACCCAGAGUAAGAUGAGCUCAGGCGAUUCACGAGGAAAGCCUACAGAGCAGCAGGCAGAACCAGUCAGUGCCGGUGUUUUGCCAUCAACGCUUCCCAUGGUAACAUCUCCUCAGAACACUGCCAGCAUCAUCAGUUUGAAGGCUCCAGUUUCUGCAACAACUGCCCAGUCGGUCCAGCUGGGGAGUCCACUGCUUCUUUCUUCUGCCAGCCCUGCUCCCUUGGGCUUGAACCAGGACAGGCUGCCCAUUGACCUGGACGUUGACAUGUACAUGGAGAAUCUUGAAUGUGAUAUGGAUUACAUAAUCAACAGUGAACUCAUGGAUGGAGAAGGACUGGACUUCAAUUUUGAACCCAUUCUGUCUACUCCCAACUAUCCCAGCACCUCGCAGGCCUCCAACCAGACCUGGGUACCAAGUUAACUUCAGGAGCACAAAAAGUGUCCUUCAGGAUUUGAACAUCGGGUUCUGACUUCACUUCCCACCCCUGGCAGAGAAAAGAAUGGAGCACGUUGGAUUCGGUUUCCCUGCACACCAUGCCUUGGGCAGAAGGGGCUGCCCAGCUGGGAAGAAGGGGCAACCUGCAUCUGGCUGCAACAGGAAGAGUUCUAAAAUAAUAAUCCUGUUAUGUGCCAUGGCUCUUCCUACAAACCUGACCCUGCCUCGGAUCAUCUGGAGAAACCCUGGGCUGUGCGUGUCCAAAGAGGAGCCCCGGUGAAAACCUCAGCCAGAAUACUCUGUGCCAGGCAAACAGCGUUUUCCCAUGUGAAGAGUUGGGUUUGCUGGAGGAAUCUCUCGACGGCUGUCCUCUCUCUGCUCCGGCAGAAAGCUCCCAGUGCCUCGGCCUGGCAGAGGGCUGGCUCUGCUCUCACUUGGUUUGCCCUCUGGGGCAAAGUAGUCGGAUGUUUUCAUUCAGCCACCAGAUGUGCACUUGGUAUCCCACAGACUCGCAGAGGAAUCGGAAGGAGCUUGUUGGUGGAAGCCCUGUGAGAAAAGGGGGUUGGUUUCGGUGUGCCCAUCUGCAGAGCACCCGUUGGUGUUCUGCAGGGAAGGGUGGGAGUCAUGGUGUAGAAGGCUUCCUCUUGUCCACCUGAGUGGAACAGGAGGACACGGAGUUUUUCACUGUGCCAACUGAGCCCCAUUAAGUUGGAAGCAUGUUUCGAGAAGUCCCUAUGCUGUUCUCAGCACUUUCCUGAUACACCAGGCUGCUGUAAAAUAAGCACAGGUGCUAAUAGCUGUUUCUGGGACAUAAAAACAUCAUUUUGAGUUUGUUUCUGAUCUGUCUUACUACAGCAGAGAAAUGGAAAGCCUGGGUGUGGCCUUAACAGAGCUCUGGCUGCUUUUCAGAAGGGCAUUUUCUAUAGAUGAAAUAUUUUUUUACUAAUCUGAGGACUUUCUACAGUGAAUAUGAAGCCAAUGUUAAGUGUGUCCCCAUUAGGCGUAUUAGGCAUCUCUCCCUCUGAGAAGGUACCAGUGACAGACUUCUUUUUUUAGGUCGAUAUUAGGAACAAACGCAUUUGAUGUUGGAUAAUGUAUAUGACUUGAGAAACAAGAAUCAGCAGGUCCCCGUGGUUUCAAACCACCCUGGGGAAAAGUUGUACAUUAUUGUAAUCUAUAUGUAAAAGUAGCUGCAAAUUACAUAGAAGCUUUUCUAAACCUUUUUAAAUAUAUAUUAUAUAUUUUAAUUGAAAAUGAGAUUAUUGGAUUAAAAAAAGAAAAAGAAAAACACAAAAAUACCCAACACAUUUGCUGCAUCUGUCCCCUUGAUACCAGAUAACACUACAGUAUGGGAGGGGGCAGGCCAAAGGCAUUUUGGGCCAAGAAGCUGAAAAUGUCAUUGGAGAAAUGGGAAGGGCACCAGGGUUGCACCUGGGGGGUACCUGGGGGUUCCUCAGCCUCUGUCCUCGCCUGGGCAUCGCUGCCAAACCAAGAGCACAACGUUAGGGAACGCUAAUCAUUAAUAGCGCACUCGUUCUUGGCUAAUCCAUUAAGUAGCUGGACUGUGGCUGAUACAUAGGACAGGUUCCCUAGUCUGUGAAGAAGAUGGUGUGGACUGGAUCGUGCUGGAUCUGCUGAUGCUCUGGGUAGCCCUUGUGGAGGGAAAUGAUCAGUUGUAUUUGGUAGCUUGCUUUUUGGUUUCCAGAGGUUUUAAUUUUCUUGAUGAAGUUUCUGCGAACUGCUGGUGAACUUGAAGCCUGUAGGGACAGCCCUGGGGACGUGCCUGGGCUCCUGGCCAGUCUCUUGGUUCUUGCAGGACAGAAGCUGGGAGUCAAGAGGUUAGUUCAGAGCAUUAGCUGUCAUGUUCCUCUCACCUUUUUGGUGUUUGCAGUGGCAGGAUCUGUGGGAGACGUGGUGCUUUCAUGGUGUUCUGAUAGGCUUGGUCUGGCAGAAAGCCUAUCCUGUCCUUUCUGAAGGUGGUGGUGGUUUCUGUUCUGAAGGUUUGUAUCAUGCAGUGUCAUCAGCCAUACUGUUUUGCCACCUUGUCUGCUGUGUGUUUGUGGCCUUCGUUUCAUUUUCAUUUGAGUGGAGAUUGGAAGAGGAGUGGUUUGUCGGGUUACCUGCAACAACGAGUCUUCAACAGUCUUAUCUUCAGCGUGCUCUACCAUCAAAGCCUUUGAAUAGCUUGAUAACCUUUGCUUUGAAGGCUGUUGUCAUGGCAGACCUCAUGGUGGUAUGUUUCAAAUUUACCCACAGUCUGCAUGUCUGGCCACACCUCACUGUAACAAACAAACAGAAAGGCAAGAUCCUGACUUGGGUUUCCAGGUCUUGCAGACUUGAGUUAUGGAUGCACAUUCUCACUGCAGUUAGUUCAUUACAUGAACAGAGAGAUACCCUUUCCACAAACACCUGACGGCACGUGCUGCAAAGAAGAAUCAGCCAUUUUGGGCUGUAACUACUGAAUCUGGGAGGAUUUGUGUUAUUUGGCACGUAAUACACCACUUUUUCAGCUUGGGCCCUGAGGGGACAUGAGUGCCAUGAUCUCCAGAGCAAGUUGACUAGCUGCAUGUGCUUCCCAGCCAUGUAUCAAAGGAGAAGACCCUGGUAUGUGUGAUCAUGUUAUAUGUGACAGGAUCAUGUUAUAUGUGACAGAGCCCAAAGCAAUAGAAAGGACAGUAUUAGUAACCAGUGCUUCAGACCUGCAGAUCUGCGGUGAGAUGUUUCUGUCUGGCUUGGUCUGUGGGGAAGAAGUGCUGUCUUCUGGCUGUUCCAAGGUGUCCCAUAGGUGUGACAGCACAGGGAACCUGGCCUGACCCCGUGCCCUGGGGAGAUCUGAUGUACUCUUGGCUAGCACGUGUGCUCAGCCUGUUCCAGCUGAAGGAGCUGCAGCCCCAGUACACCAAAGCUCAUCGUGGUUGGUACCCUACAAUGCGAGUUUUUAAGACACCCUCUCCUUUUAUUCCUUUUAUUAAGGAAUAGAACACCUAUUUUUUUAUUUUCAUACUGUUUUUUAUUUUCCAUAUUCCCAGGCCAGACUCCUGGGAAAUUGCCUGUCCCGGGGACAGCACUGGAGACAGGAGCACCUCUGGCUGGAAUCCUGCUGUACCAGCAUGCUGACAGUGACUUCUCUGUCUGGUGGCAGUCCGUGCUGGUGCUCUCUGUCUAGAUACAACAGGAGCUGGCAGUGGCUGAAGAAGCCUGAGAAUAUUCUAGUGCUGAGGAUGGUGUUUGGGAGACUAUUGGUGCUCUGGGAGUGCUCGAUACACCAUGAAUGUAAUGUUGCAGGCUCAUGCAGGCAACUUCUUGUUUGUAUGUGUAGCAGAAUAGCUCACAUCAUGGGCACGGAGGGCAAGGAUGCAGAGAAUUGGGAAGUUCUCCAGCCCCUACCCAAAUAAUUUCCUUUUCAUAAACCUUGAGCUUUUCUAGCCUGGGAUAUUUCCUCAUAGAACACAGAAGACUAAUGUAAAGUUCCUAAACUGCUGCUUGCUGAAAGGCUGCAUGUGGCAGGGGGUUUCUCAAUGCUUGCCCAGGUUUUUGUAUUCUUGCCCAGAGUGUUUGCUACUGACUGCUGCUGGAUUCAGGAUGGGGUCCUGAUGGAUCUUCAUUCUGUGUUAGCACCAGGGGCCCUGUACUUGUGGGCUUGUUUUUGCUCUAAAGAGGGGUUAGGCUGGGAUUUUGAGAGCAGCUGUGAGCUGAGUGGGGAUGGAAGGGGCUGGGGACAUAGGGACGGAUGCUCCUGGGGAAGUGCCUGAGGGCAGUGGACAGGAGACUCUUGCACUAUAUGUGUUUUCCUUGUCCUCACUCAGCUCAGGUAGCAAGUUUCCUCCACUCCAGAGGAUCAAAUGCCAUCUUGCAUGGUGUGAAGCCACUGUGCAGCUCUGGACCAUGAAGGAACUGGGUAACUAGACCCAUGGAGCUACUAGGAGGCAGACUUGUUGCUUUUAUUUACACCUGGGUUUAGCAAACUGCUUGAGCCUUCUUUAUAACUUAAGUGUAUUUUAUUAUUCUCCCAGCUUCCUGUGAGAGCUUGGAAUGUUGAAAGCUUCUUGGAGCCCUUGAUUUUCCUUGUUGGUGUGUCUAAAAUCAUGUCAUCCCCUACCCUGUGCUGCUUUAAUAACAGCAGUCAGAUCAUCCUGGUAAGCGAGGAAUGAAAGCAGUGGGAGCGUUCCAGAGCCCGGGUGUAUUCAUAAACCAGGCUCAUACUAAAAGCAAGUAGCACUAAUCAGCUUUUCCAAAGGAAAUGCCUAGAAAGCUUUUAUGUAGAUCAUCAUUUGUUAAUUUUCUUACUUAGUUGCUUAUUUAUAGCCAUGCUCAAAUGCUUCAGGGUUAGCCUUGCUCCAGGAGUGAGAAAUCUGUGUCUGGUGCUGCGGGUAGGAGUGCCUUUGGGAGCGCUGUCCUAGACUGUCACCAAAUAAUGUGCAAGUUUGGACCCAUUUGAAAAAAAAAAAUCAGUCCACCCACAAAAAAUCAGUCAACUUUGGGACAUGAGCAGGGAUAUCUUAGGGUUUGCCUCAGUUGCAUGUCUAAUGAAUAAUCUGUUGUGAUUAACUUGGGGAAAAGCAAGCAAGAGGUGUCUCCUGAAGCCUGAAAGAUCUGUCCAUGUGAAAGCUCGGUAGCAUGAGGUAACCCAUUGCCACAGCUUGUUCGCCCUUCAAGAAAGGGAUCCCCUCUCUUCAGUAGCCUUUAUGUCUCUCCCUGAACCCUAGUAUGUCUGUAGUUGAUGGAAAACAAUCUGUGAUGGAAUCAAAAUCACAUCUAAUAUCAUGGUGUAAAGCAGGGAGAAGGGACAGCAGAAGCUGAAGGUGAAAGAGACGAUGGUGUUGUAUUUAUGGUUCUUUGGCUAAGGCAGUGUUAUGGUGUGUGGUAGGAGGGGAUGUUCACAGCUGGUGCCAUGGUGCUCCCCGAGGUGUCUUGGGAGGUUUGGUUAUGUAGAAGAUAGGUCACUUCUCCGGAAAGGCAAAUGCUUUCUCAAGAAAGGCAUUUCUUCUUAAUGCAAUGAGGAUGGUUCUGUGAAAUGAUGCUUCCAGCACAGUGGAGUCUUCACCUGGUGCGAUCCCAGGAAGGUUUCGGCAUUGCUAGCACAGACAUCUGCUGCACACAGGGCAGGCACCACUAGCUGACAUAGUUUCCACCCCAUCCCCUCUGCACUCUUUCACCCAUUUCUCACGAUAAAGUUUUUUACAUAAUAAAUCUCUGCUUUUGUUUGCUCUCUGUAGCAAUGUAACUUCUGAACCAUUACAAGCUCUUUGUUACCAUCUGUGCUAGCAAGACUGUAGAAUGUGCUAGACUAGGGGGGAAUGUUUGACAAAUAAAAACCUGUAAUCCUC
Columba livia (rock pigeon) is the source of this 7127-nucleotide messenger RNA. It is a transcript of the gene FOXO4, whose product is annotated as forkhead box O4. The transcript has 3 exons. Gene Ontology annotation, molecular function: RNA polymerase II cis-regulatory region sequence-specific DNA binding; DNA-binding transcription factor activity, RNA polymerase II-specific. Gene Ontology annotation, biological process: regulation of transcription by RNA polymerase II. Bases 172 to 1785 code for a protein of 537 amino acids. Gene Ontology annotation, cellular component: nucleus. NCBI's taxonomy places the organism in Eukaryota, Metazoa, Chordata, Aves, Columbiformes, Columbidae. The record is from RefSeq and is a predicted model, not a curated record.